Messenger RNA from Diaporthe citri, 1050 nucleotides. RefSeq lists its product as uncharacterized. Bases 1 to 1050 code for a protein of 349 amino acids. Gene Ontology annotation, molecular function: oxidoreductase activity, acting on the CH-OH group of donors, NAD or NADP as acceptor. The transcript has 4 exons. The record is from RefSeq and is a predicted model, not a curated record. NCBI's taxonomy places the organism in Eukaryota, Fungi, Ascomycota, Sordariomycetes, Diaporthales, Diaporthaceae.
AUGGCCCCUCUUGACAACCCCGCAGUCCCCAAGGGCUCCACUGUCCUUGUCACCGGAGCCAACGGCCUGUUGGGCUCCCACAUUGCCGACCAGUUCCUCGAGCAUGGCUACAAGGUCCGCGGCACCGUCCGGGACAAGGAGAAGAAUGCCUGGCUCCAGGCUCUCUUCGACAAGAAGUACGGCAAGGGCAGCUUCGAGCUUUUCAAGGUCGCCGACCUGACUUCCGAGGGCGCCUUCGACGAGGCCGUGAAAGGCACCUCCGUCGUCGCACACACUGCCAGCAUCACGAGCUUGGAAUCGGACCCCAAUGUUGUGAUUCCUCAGGCUGUUGCGUUCGCCGAGAAUGCCCUCAAGUCAGCGUACAAAGAGGUUUCCGUAAAGCGGUUCGUCCUGACCUCGUCAUCAUCGACUUGUUACCUCGCCGACCCAUCCGUGCCGGGCAUCAAGGUGACCGCAGACACCUGGAACGAAUCCGCGCUCAAGGCCGCGUGGGCUGAUCCUCCUUACACCCGGGAGCGCGCCGCUCCUGUCUACGCCGCCAGCAAGACACAGUCUGAACAGGCGGUGUGGAGGUACCACAAGGAAAACCGCAGCAGGCGCCCCGACUUGGUUGUAAACACGGUUCUGCCUAACUUCAACUUCGGCAAGGCUCUCGACCCAGUUAAUCAGGGCUACCCGAGCAGCUCCGGCCUCCCGGUCGCACUAUGGCAGGGACAGGUGACACAAAUUCACCAAAUGAUAAAGCCACAAUACUACAUCGACGUCCAGGACACCGGCAGGCUUCACGUCGCAGCCGCCGUCCUGGACCACGUCAAGGACAAGCGGAUCUUUGGCUUCGCCGGACGGUUCAGCUGGGAUGAGAUUCUGGACAUCAUCCGCGAGGCCGCGCCUGGCAGGAAAGUCCCCGACAACUUCUCUGGCGGAUCAGACCCUAAUGAGAUUGAGCCCCGCGAUGAGGCUGAGCAGUUGCUGCGAGACCUUGGGCGUCCGGGCUGGGUCAGUUUGAAGGAGAGCAUCCUGGCCAACAUCUCGGACUUGAAGGACGCUUGA